GAACAUUGACGAGCACACUCCUCUUUCUUCAUCUUCUAUAUCACCAUCCUUCCUCAAUCCCUACUCUCUUCAUUUCCGCCAUUGUUACUCAGCUUCUGCAACAAUGGCGAUUCCCUUCUCCUCUCUCCUCUUAGCAUUCUACUUUCUCUCACUAACAAGUGCAAAGAUCUCCACUCUCGUCGGAAUCAACUACGGCCAGCUCGGCAACAACCUCCCUCCGCCGCCCGAUUCCGUCGAUUUGAUCAAAUCCCUAAACGCCCAAAUCGUUAAAAUCUAUGAUGUCAAUCCCCAAAUCCUCAAAUCCCUAAACAACUCUGAUAUCAAGGUAUCCGUCAUGGUCCCUAACGAUCUUAUCAUCAACAUUUCGUCUAAUCAGAACCUCGCCGAUCACUGGGUUCGUACCAAUAUCCUCCCGUUUUACCCACAGAUCAAAAUCCGGUACCUCCUUGUCGGAAACGAAAUCAUCUCCUCCACCGGCAACCAAACCUGGAUCAGUUUGGUGCCGGCGAUGCGCCGGAUUAAACGCUCCUUGAAAACUUAUGGGAUUCAUAAAGUGAAAGUUGGAACCUCCUCCGCCAUGGAUGUUCUUCAAUCGUCGUUUCCGCCGUCGAACGGGACUUUUCGGGCGGAUAUUUCCGAUCGGGUCAUGAAACCGAUGUUGCAGUUUCUGAACCGGACGAAAUCGUUCUUCUUCCUCGAUGUUUACCCGUUUUUCCCUUGGGCUUCCGAUCCGGUCAACAUCAAACUCGAUUACGCGCUAUUUGAAUCGAAGAACAUCACGUAUUCGGAUCCGGGUUCGGGUUUGACCUACACGAAUCUCUUCGAUCAGAUGGUGGAUUCGGUGAUUUUCGCGAUGAAACGUCUUGGGUACCCGGAUAUUCGGAUCUUCAUCGCCGAAACCGGCUGGCCCAACGGUGGCGAUUACGACCAAAUCGGCGCCAACAUCCACAACGCCGCCGUGUACAAUCGCAAUAUCGUGAAGCGCGUCACUGCCAAGCCGCCAGUGGGGACUCCAGCUCGACCGGGUUGGGUUCUGCCGACGAUUAUAUUCUCUCUGUAUAACGAGAAUCAGAAACCGGGUCUCGGUACAGAGAGGCAUUUCGGCCUAUUAUACCCAAACCGGUCGGCCGUGUAUGAGAUGGAUUUGAGUGGGAAGACGCCGGAGGCAGAUUUUAAGCCGCUACCGGCGGCGGAGACUAACGAGCCGUACAAGGGGAAGAUUUGGUGCAUGGUAUCAAGGGGAGCCAAUAAGAGUGAGGUUGCAGGGGCCUUAGCGUGGGCUUGUUUACAAGGGAAUAAAACCUGUGAACCGAUACAGAAAGGCGGUCCGUGUUACGAACCGGAUUCUUUGAUACGACAUGCGAGCUUUGCGUUUAGUUCGUACUGGGCCCAGUUUAGAAAGGUUGGUGGGACCUGUUACUUUAACGGGCUGGCUACUCAGACCAUCAAGGACCCAAAUUAUGGAAAGUGCAAGUUCCCUAGCGUCACUCUGCAAGGAUGAUGACGUAAUAAAUAAAUUUUAAUAAGUUUUAUUUUUCGUUUAGGUUUUUAUUUUCAUGGUUGAUUUAGGAGGGUAGUUUGGGCAUCCCAUUUCCCUAGAAGUAUUAACUACGGAAUGGCUGAAGACUAGUUUUAUUUUAUUUAUUUUUAUUUUUAUUUUUAUUUUGUUGGUAAGAAAGAAAUGGGCGCCCAAAUCACCUUUCCAUUUUCACUAAUUCCACUCACUAUUUUUCUGACAUCU
Cucurbita moschata (crookneck pumpkin) is the source of this 1741-nucleotide messenger RNA. Its product is annotated as probable glucan endo-1,3-beta-glucosidase A6. Gene Ontology annotation, molecular function: hydrolase activity, hydrolyzing O-glycosyl compounds. Lineage: Eukaryota; Viridiplantae; Streptophyta; Magnoliopsida; Cucurbitales; Cucurbitaceae. The transcript has 3 exons. The record is from RefSeq and is a predicted model, not a curated record. The coding region runs from base 104 to 1501 and encodes 465 amino acids. Gene Ontology annotation, biological process: carbohydrate metabolic process. Gene Ontology annotation, cellular component: plasma membrane.